AUGCUUUGGGAAAAAAUUGGUACUCAGGAAGAAAUUGUUCCAUUUCUAGGAGGUGCUGGUCCACAUUUCUCCUACCCACUUGACUUCGGUAUUGAUAAGGCAAUCCCAGAUACCUGCGAAUUGACUCAAGUUCAAUUGUUCGCUAGACAUGGUGAAAGAUACCCAACCAAGAGUAAAGGUGCUAAGAUCUUGGAAACUUACUACAAAUUGGCAAACUACACCGGUACUUUUAACCAGUCUCUAUCUUUCUUGGACGAUGAUUAUGAAAUCUUCAUCCAGGAUACUAACAAUUUCGAAGAAGAGACCACUUUGAAGAACACCGUCAACCCUUUGAACCCUUAUACCGGUGAAAUGGAUGCUAAGAGACACAGUCAGGAAUUCUUAGCUCAAUAUGCUGACUUGUUGGAAGAGACUCCAAGCUUUGCUAUGUUCACUUCCAACUCUAAGAGAUGUCAUGACACUGCCAAGUUCUUCAUCGACGGGUUGGGUAAGGAUUACAACGUCUCCUUGCAAAUUAUUGACGAGGACCCAUCAUCUGGUUACAACACUUUAACCCCAAGAUAUGCCUGUUCCAACUUCAACGAAACCGAGAACGAUGAAUACGUUGACACUUACUCUCACAAAUAUUUGUCCAACCUUGCUAAGAGACUAAAUGAUGAGAACAUUGGUUUGAACUUGACCAAGAGUGAUGCCACUAAUCUAUUCGACUGGUGUUCUUACGAACUAAAUGCCCGUGGUUACAGUGAUAUCUGUGAUGUCUUCACUCAAGAAGAGCUUGUUCACUACUCUUACCAGGAUGAUUUGGAAAGUUACUACGAGAAUGGUAACGGUAACUCCUUGGGUGCCACAGCCGGUUCUGUUCUUUUCAACGCUUCUGCUGAAUUGUUGAGACAAAGCGACGAAUUGGAACAAAAAGUUUGGUUGAGUUUCACUCAUGACUCUGACCUUGUUAAUUAUAUUGCUGCUGUUGGCCUAUUCGACGAUGGCCACAAGCUAAACGCUUCUCAAGUUCCAUUCCGUGACCAUGUCUACCGUAAGUCAUGGAUCGUUCCUCAAGGUGCUAGAAUCUACACUCAACAAUUCAAAUGCUCUAACCAAACUUACGUCCGUUACGUUGUCAACGACGUCGUCAUUCCAAUCGAGAGCUGCUCCUCUGGUCCUGGUUUCUCUUGUCCAUCUGAUGGUUUCUUCAAGUACGUCGAGGAACGUAUCGGUGGUAUCAACUACAACGAAAAGUGUGGUCAAAACAAGGCAAGCAACGCCACUUCUCUAACCUUUUACUGGGAUUACGAGAGCAAAAACUACAACGCUAGUUUGAUCAAAAAAUGA
Torulaspora delbrueckii is the source of this 1329-nucleotide messenger RNA. Its product is annotated as histidine phosphatase family protein. The transcript has a single exon. The coding region runs from base 1 to 1329 and encodes 442 amino acids. Gene Ontology annotation, molecular function: acid phosphatase activity. Gene Ontology annotation, cellular component: fungal-type cell wall. The record is from RefSeq and is a predicted model, not a curated record. NCBI's taxonomy places the organism in Eukaryota, Fungi, Ascomycota, Saccharomycetes, Saccharomycetales, Saccharomycetaceae.